AUGUAUAUAUUAAAUAGUUCAAUAUUACACUUUCCAAUCUUGACAACUUUAAAGCAUUGGUUUCCAAGAGCCUAUUCUGAUGCUGUGUUCCCAAAAAUUACAACACAUUACACUGUGAAGUCUCGUAAAAAUGAUCCAAGAUGGAAGGCAAUAAACAUGGAAAGAUAUGUUGACGAGACUGACAUCCUAAUAGUAGGUGGUGGACCAGCUGGAAUGUCGGCAGCUAUUCAUGCUUGCCAAUUGGCUAAAAAAUAUGGUAGAGAAUUCCGUGUGACACUCGUGGAAAAAUCUGCAACCAUCGGAGGCCAUAUACUCAGUGGUGCUUGCAUAGAUCCAAUUGCUUUGCAAGAGCUUUUUCCUAACUGGCAAGAACUCGGGGCUCCACUUCUUACGCCCGUUACAGUAGAUAAAUUCGCUUUUCUUACUGAACAUUCACGCAUACCUAUACCAAUUUUUAAGGGAAUGCCCAUGUAUAAUCAUGGAAAUUAUGUUGUCAGAUUGGGUCAUGUAGUCUCAUGGCUUGGAGAACAAGCAGAGGCGAUAGGAGUAGAAUUAUAUUCAGGUUAUGGUGCUUCUGAAAUUUUAUAUCACAAAGAUGGCUCCAUCAAAGGUAUUGCCACAAAUGACGUAGGAAUCGCUAAGGAUGGGUCACCUAAAGAUACUUUUGAACGGGGUAUGGAAUUACAUGCUAAAUGUACAAUUUUUGCUGAGGGUUGUCAUGGACAUUUAACCAAGCAAAUCGUAAAUAAAUUAAAUCUGAGAGAAAAAUGCGAUCCUCAAACCUACGGAAUUGGUAUUAAAGAAAUUUGGGAAAUUGAAAAAUCUAUGCAUUCCCCUGGUAAAGUUGAACAUACAGUUGGUUGGCCUUUGAAUAAAAAUACAUAUGGUGGAUCUUUCUUAUAUCAUCUUAAUGAAGUUCCUUUGAUAGCAAUUGGUUUUGUGAUAGGCUUAGACUAUACAAACCCAUAUUUGAAUCCUUUUAGAGAAUUUCAAAGGUUUAAGCACCAUCCAUCUAUUAAACUAACUCUAGAAGGAGGUCAAAGAAUAGCUUAUGGUGCAAGAGCUCUGGUAGAAGGAGGCUUUCAAUCCAUUCCAAAGUUACAAUUUCCUGGUGGUUGUUUAAUUGGAUGCUCAGCUGGUUUUCUAAAUGUUCCAAAAAUUAAAGGUACUCAUAAUGCAAUGAAAAGUGGAAUGCUAGCUGCUGAAAGUAUAAUUGAGGCUAUUAUCGAAGCCGAAACAAUACCAUCAAAAACUCAAGGUUUAGAACCAAAAUCAUAUUCUAAUAAAAUUAGAAACAGUUGGAUUUACAAAGAACUGAAAGCCGUUAGGAAUUUUAGACCAAGUUUUCAUACGCCACUAGGCUUAUAUGGCGGUAUUAUAUACUCUGGAUUUUCUAUGAUCUUAGGUGGCCGAGAACCUUGGACACUGUCACAUGGAGAACCAGAUUAUAAGACACUAAAACCUGCAGUUGAAUGUACACCAAUAAAAUACCCAAAGCCUGAUAAUAUCAUUUCUUUUGAUUUGCUCUCAUCUGUAGCCUUGACUGGUACAAAUCAUGAAGCAGACCAACCACCACAUCUUACACUUAUGAAUGACACUAUACCUGUUGAGAAAAAUUUAUCUAAAUUUGCAGGUCCAGAAGAAAAGUUUUGCCCAGCUGGAGUUUAUGAGUUUGUACCUUUAAAAGAUGGCAAUGGAAAAAAGUUACAAAUCAAUGCGCAAAAUUGUAUUCAUUGCAAAACCUGUGAUAUAAAAGAUCCUAGCCAAAAUAUUAAUUGGGUAGUACCUGAAGGAGGAGGUGGUCCAGCAUAUAAUGGAAUGUAAUUAUGUGUACAAUAUGUAACAUUAAUAAGGAUAUAAUUUUAGUGUAUUUGGUAAUGUGAUUUGAUGAUAUCGGUAAAAUUAAAAAAAAAUUUUAUACAAUUUU
This is a messenger RNA of Ceratosolen solmsi marchali, 1927 nucleotides long. RefSeq names its product electron transfer flavoprotein-ubiquinone oxidoreductase (gene Etf-QO). Lineage: Eukaryota; Metazoa; Arthropoda; Insecta; Hymenoptera; Agaonidae. Gene Ontology annotation, molecular function: iron-sulfur cluster binding; electron-transferring-flavoprotein dehydrogenase activity. Gene Ontology annotation, cellular component: mitochondrial inner membrane. The transcript is spliced from 8 exons. Bases 1 to 1824 code for a protein of 607 amino acids. The record is from RefSeq and is a predicted model, not a curated record. Gene Ontology annotation, biological process: electron transport chain.